AUGAUUUUUAUUGCUGGUAAUAUUUUUUUUAUCUAUCUAUCUAUCUAUCUAUCUAUCUAUCUAUCUAUCUAUCUAUCUCAGCAUAUAUUAUUAUUUUUAUUGCUGGUAAUAUUUUUUUUAUCUAUCUAUCUAUCUAUCUAUCUAUCUAUCUCAGCAUAUAUUAUUGUGAUUUUUUUUUUCGUUUUACAGCAUAUCAGCCUCAAUUGGUUAUUUAAUGCUGACAAGAUUUUUAUUGCUGGUAAUAUUUUUUUUAUCUGUCUAUCUAUCUAUCUAUCUAUCUAUCUAUCUAUCUAUCUAUCUAUUUAUUUGCCUGUCUGUCGCAGUCUAUUAAUAUCUAUCUAUCUAUCUAUCUAUCUAUCUAUCUAUCUAUCUAUCUAUCUAUCAUAUAUAUAUAUUGCUUUUCUCUCUUCUUACACUUUUUCUGUCUUCUUGCACUUUUUAUGGAUUCUUGAACCUUUUCUGGUUUCUUGCACCUUUUCAAUCUUGCAUUUUUCUGUCUUUUUGCACCUUUUCUGUCUUGUACUUUUUUGUCUUCCUGCACUUCUUGAUUCAUGUACUUUUUCUGGCAUUUUGCACUUUUUCUCUCUUCUCGCGCUUUUUCUGUCUUCUUGCAUUUUUCUGUCUUCUUACAACUUUUCUAUCUUCGUGCAAUUUUUCUGUUUUCUGGCACUUUUUCUGGCUUCUUGCACUUUUUCUGUCAACUUGCAUCUUUUCUGGCUUCUUGCACCUUUUCUGACUUCUUGUAGUUUUUCUGGCUUUUUGCACUUUUUCUGUAAUCUUUCAUUUUUCUGUCUUCUUGCACUUUUCUAG
Acanthosepion pharaonis is the source of this 810-nucleotide messenger RNA. The record is from the annotation of a GenBank genome assembly. Lineage: Eukaryota; Metazoa; Mollusca; Cephalopoda; Sepiida; Sepiidae.